Triplophysa rosa is the source of this 4241-nucleotide messenger RNA. It is a transcript of the gene ccdc157, whose product is annotated as coiled-coil domain containing 157. NCBI's taxonomy places the organism in Eukaryota, Metazoa, Chordata, Actinopteri, Cypriniformes, Nemacheilidae. The transcript has 16 exons. The record is from RefSeq and is a predicted model, not a curated record. The coding region runs from base 46 to 2070 and encodes 674 amino acids.
UGCUGCACUAUAAGUCACGUCAGGCCAGAGCUGGUGUGUUGAAGAAUGACGCAUCUUUUAGGUCGUCAGGACUGUAUCGACAGUCUUCGGAGAGAUCUUAUUGACCUACAGGGAGGAAUUCUGGAUGUUUUCUCUGAGACUGGACCUGUACUUUUCCCAUCAUGGAAGUUUCCGGGUAAACUGUCAUGUAAUCUGGACCUGGUCAAGCUUUUAGAGGAAUAUGAUUAUGAAGAUGGCGAGGAAGAGUUUAGUCAGCAUUCACACAUAGUUUUGCUAGAGUUGGUGGUUGACAGAUUAAUGCUUCUUCUUCAGAGUUUUAAUGUUCACGCUGAGCUUUUGCUUGGGAAGCAGAGACCUUCAUCGUCUGGUCAAAAUGGGGCUCCUGUUUCCGUUGGUCCGGUGGUCAAACUUUACUGGAAGAACCUACUUGAACUCAGUAAUCAAUAUGUACAAAGGAGCACCAGUAAUAUGUGUGAACAAAGUCCUCCGUCUCCAUCUGGAAUAGCACCCAACACUCCUGCCAUUAAUACACACAGGACACAGAGAACAUCCAUGACCAGCAUCCACAAAACCAGUUCAAACACCCCAGCUUCCACUUCCCACAGCAGAAGAGCAUCCGCCGCAUGUUCCUCCGUGUCAUACAUCUCACCAUCUACCUGCACUGUGAGCUGUCAGACAACAGAGUCAAAGCUAGUGCCCUGUGAGGCCUGUAUUUGUCUCCAGGCGGGUAUGAGAGAAACAGGUGAAGCUGUAGUAUCUCUGUGCCAGUCUUUGGGUUUGCCCUGCUCCCUGAAGGACCUCCUGGUGACUGUAGAGGAGCAACUGAAGCUGGGUCACUUAUCUGCAUGUGACGUUUCCCAGUGGGCGAGUGAGCAGCGUAGAGAUAUGAGCCGUGUGGGAAAACAUGUCCUGGAGGUGAGGGAAACUGUGGAGCCCCUGAAAAAGAAACUCAAAGAGACAGAGACUGAACGAGAGAAGCUGAGAAAGCAGAUGUCAGAGACAGUUAACAGAGAAAAGGAGCAGAGGAGGAAAAUGGAGGAGGAGUGGAAAAACACAACACAGGAGGUGAAAGCCACAGGUGAAGGAGCAGUGAGGAAACUAAAGCAGGAGCAGGAGGAGUUAAAGAGAGGUGUGAUGUUGUUAGAGGACAAAAAUACUGAAUUGACAGCAGAGCUGAAUUCGCAAACAGAAGCAAAACAGAGUCUCGAAUGUGAGAGAGCUUCACUGCAGGAGGAAGUUCUCCGUCUCCAUUCACUGGAAACAAUGUUAAGAGAGGUGAAGGAAAGGAGGGAAAACCUGGAGAACGAGCUCAGAAGUACACAAGCACUGCUAGACAAAGAGAGAGCCAAGUCCUAUAGUGUUCAACGCCAGCAUGAGGCACUACAGGUGAAACAACAUGCUCUGUGUAAGCGUGUAGAGGUCCUGGUUCAGCAGACCGAUGAUCUACAGAGCAGUCUCGAAGAAUGUGAGGAUGAAAAAGUUGAGCUUGCUGAUAAACUCAAACAGAUUAUGCAAGAAAAAGACACAAUUCAGGAGCAACUCACUCAGCAACAGUCCGAGUGUAGUUCACUGUGUGUGGAGAAAGAGAAACAGCAAGUACAAAUCACAGAACUGGAGAAGCGCGUUUCUAAUCUGACAGAGAUGCUGGAACAAGCUGCCCAGAGAGAGAGAAUACUGGUGGCCUUUCCUGAACUAAACCCUCAUCCACAAGCAACACCACAGACUACAGGUGAUGUGAUGUGUGAUAUGGAGCAACAGCUGAAGGCUAAUCUACUGAGGAUGAGAGUUCUUCAGCAGGAGAACGCCUCCCUGAGCAGCAGUCUUGCCAGACUAAAAGACAUUCAAAGCGACAAACAUAGAUCUGUGGAGUCUGGAGAUGCAGAGAUGGACAGUGGCGGUGAAGCUGCAGAGAUGAGACCCUCGGACAACUCCACUCCAACCUCCUCCUCCUCCAUUCUUCAUCAUCAGACUCUCUGCCUCUCUCUUAAUCGAGAUGCAGAAGAAACAUAUAUGAAAAUCCGCCAUGCCGCUCGCAUUCGGUCUGCUGGCACACGCCGUCGGAGGAAGUGAUGUCACUUGGAUUGAUGUGGCUUGUAUAUUGGUUAAAAAAUGGAAGAACUAAUCUUAGGAGUCAAGAGAUUUUGCUUGCACUGGAAACACUCAUUGCUCGUUUCAGCCCAUUGGUGAUGCAAAACGAAACUGAAAUUUAUAGAUUUACAGGUUGUAAAUAUACAGUUAUAUUGACUGUAUGUCUUUAAUUUAGUUAAUGUUAUAUUGUGUUGCUUUAUGUUAAAUGUGGCUAGCACUCACUCGACAGAUUUUUCUUCUGACCUUCCUGUUGUUAAUAAAACCGAAAGUAAAAAUGCUCUGCCACGUCACAUAGCGGGUUUGAUUUUUGUUCCCGCGAUUUUAGAAAUUUGAAUCGGACCAAUCUGCGCAAUACGGACAUGCUGUGCACCUUGCGCUCGUGCAGCCUGGUUCUUCUUUUAAUAAUACGUUUAUAGCGUAGUUUGACGUAGUCUUAAUACAGGAGUGGUUUUCAUUGUGUGGAUUCUGCACGAAACUUGCUCCUCACCCAAGCAGACGCAUUGCGCAGUAAAAUGGCGAGGAAAUCUGCGAAAAGAUCUAAAAACAAACUACCAUCAGGAUGUCUGUCUAAAAGGACAAAAGGCUCUCCAGCUGAAGAGGACCCAGAAUCAGAAAACAUACCUCCAUGUUCAACUCCAAUACAUGAUAAAUCUGAAAGGGAUAUAAAGGCAGUAUUAGCCUGUCAAACUCCUUCACACCUGAAUAUCACUGCUGCAGCAGAUCAUGGAAGUCCAGUCACAGCUCCAACAAUUACCAACACAAGUGUGACAGGAAACUUAACCAUAAAUCAGAACUUUACUAUGGUCUUGCCGAAUAACUCUGGGAAUAAACAUUUGGCUCAGCAACUCAUAAAUGUAAAAGAUGGGGCGGAUGAACGUCGGAUGCUUUCAUGCAAGAGUGAAUAGUAGUAUCCUUCAAAAAUCCAUAAGCCCUCAGACUUUGCAUCGCCGACGGUGUUUGGACUUUGCAGAGGAUGUUGAUCAACCUACCUUAACUCUUGCAGAGGUGAAAAAGAACACAAAUCACUUAAGAGAGAUUACUGUUGAUGGGAAGAUCUUAGAGACACGACCUACAAACAACAUUUUAAUCAGUGAAGAAGAGAUGACCUAUUCUCACUAUGCCCUUUGUGACAAUACUGCAACAGUCCCUUUGAUUUUGUUGGAUACAUUUACCAUAAACCUCGAUCAGUGGUAUACAUUUAAAAGUAUUUCUAUUUGUGACUUUGGUCAGGGGAAUGUGCUCUGUUCAACCGAGCUCACAACACUCGAGUCAUUUACUCCUGUGGAACACACCGUACAGGAGCCAGAGGAGACGGUCAUAUCUGGAGAGAUCACUGGGGUGUUAGUGACCUUUGAAUAUUUGUGUUCGUGUGAUGCCGUACUCCUUCUGCCGGACACUAAACUGUUUCACAUUAAAUGCAAUGAGUGCAAAAAGAGCUGCAGGUGUGCAAGCGUUCGGAACAGGGCCAAGGCUGAAGUAACCAUCAAACAGGCUUCUGGAACAGAGCAGAUGGUCGUGUUAAAUGAUGCACUGCUGCACUCCAUUGACACAUUUAAGAAAGAGGGAUUCUGUGACAGUCACCGGCUAGAGGAGAGACUUCUGAGAGCAAAAACAGUGACCGUGGUCUGUGUGGAUAGUGAACCGCAACGUGUACAAAUGGAUGCAUCAGAUAAAUCCAAAGGCAGUUUAAAAUUCUCUUUGUCCGGGUGGCAACACGCUUGUUUAAUCCUAUAAAGCCAUGUACUGUAGAAGCUGCAAAAAGAUGGAGGAGAAAAAUGGUCAUUUAUCUGUUUGUCUUUCUGUUUUAGGCAUUGUAAAGAAUUUAUUCCAAAUAGCUUUUGCAGGGUUCCCAACAUCAUGGAAAACUUGGACUUGGUCAGGGAAAAUGUCAUGGAGUGUUAUACUUGUGAUUUCAAGGUUUGGAAAAUUGAAAUUAUUAGUGAUACACUACUAGUAAUAGUCUGUUUAAGUAAAGCUUCAAUAUUUUAUUAGCUAGAAGUGGGUAUUAAUGACUUUCUGAAAUAGUGUUUUCACAGAAUUCAUGGAAAAUCAUGGAAAUGAUUGGUCACAAGUAAAAAAAAACCCUGUUAAUAGAAAUGAGUGACUUAGAAAUGGCUUUUCUUUUGGUUAAUAAUUUGGGUUACCCAUGAAUA